UCUGUUUUUCAAUUCGUCCAUUUUUACGCUGACAGUAUCUAUCUACACACUAAUCGCCAUUGUUGCUGCACUUCUGACUCUGAUUCGUUGGCUUCGCCAUUCUGUUCUUCUUCCACAACGAUGGCUCGUCGAUCUGGAGAUUGCAUGAGAUGUCUGGUGAUUUUCGCGGUUGUGUCAGCUUUAGUUGUGUGUGGACCUGCUCUCUAUUGGAAAUUCAACAAGGGUUUCGUUGGAUCCACUCGUACUAACUCUCUUUGUCCUCCUUGCGUUUGUGAUUGUCCACCUCCUUUGUCUCUCCUUCAGAUUGCUCCUGGGCUUGCAAAUCUCUCUAUUACAGAUUGUGGAAGUGAUGAUCCAGAGCUCAAACAAGAGAUGGAGAAGCAAUUUGUGGACCUUCUGACUGAGGAGCUGAAGCUGCAAGAAGCAGUUGCAGAUGAGCAUAGCCGUCAUAUGAAUGUUACCCUCGCAGAAGCUAAAAGGGUUGCAUCUCAGUACCAAAAGGAGGCUGAAAAGUGCAAUGCCGCCACUGAGAUUUGUGAAUCAGCUAGAGAGAGAGCCGAAGCUUUGUUGAUCAAGGAGAGGAAGAUCACUUCUUUGUGGGAGAAGAGAGCUCGGCAAUCAGGUUGGGAAGGUGAGUAAACUGAUUGCACUUCUCAGUCUACCUUGAAGAUUUUAGCUCUGAGAAAUUGAAUUUUCACAGCUCAACUCAAGUAAAGGAAGUUGUUUAAUUGUCACGGCAAAGUCCUAUCUUCCACGUUUCUCCAUAUAUGUAGUUUUUUGUUUUGUUUUUGCCCUUGGAUUGGAAUGUAGCUAAAGAAAGGCGUAGCCCUGUAUUAACUUUUCUUCAUAUAUAAAAGUGUCCAUUUCUCUACCA
Molecule: messenger RNA, 874 nt
Organism: Capsella rubella
Lineage: Eukaryota; Viridiplantae; Streptophyta; Magnoliopsida; Brassicales; Brassicaceae
Exons: 3
Coding region: 121-639 (172 amino acids)
Source: RefSeq, a predicted model, not a curated record